Messenger RNA from Pimephales promelas (fathead minnow), 9164 nucleotides. The record is from RefSeq and is a predicted model, not a curated record. NCBI's taxonomy places the organism in Eukaryota, Metazoa, Chordata, Actinopteri, Cypriniformes, Leuciscidae.
UUUGCCCCAGCAAGGACGUCCGCAACAACGCGACCAACUUGCGCGUUCUCGAGAACUGCACGGUGAUCGAGGGCCACCUGAAGAUCCUGCUCAUGUUCAAGACCAGACCGGAGGACUUCCGGGGCUUGAGUUUUCCAAAGCUGGUCAUGGUUACGGACUACCUGCUCCUCUUCCGCGUCUACGGCCUGGAGAGUAUCGGCGACCUCUUCCCGAACCUCACCGUCAUUCGCGGCAACAACCUCUUCUUCAACUAUGCCCUGGUCAUGUUCGAAAUGAUCCAGCUGAAGGAAAUCGGCCUCCACAGCUUGACCAACAUCACGCGCGGGGCGGUGCGCGUCGAGAAGAACCCCGACCUCUGUUAUCUGUCCACUCUCGACUGGUCCAAGAUCUCGGACUCGAUGGAGGACAACUACAUCGUGGCAAACAAGGAUGAGCGGGAGUGCGGAGACAUUUGCCCGGGUAUCAUCAAGGGAACGAUCACCUGCAAACAGACCACCAUCAACGGGAAUUUCGGCGAGCGUUGCUGGAACCAAAACCAUUGCCAGAGAAUUUGUCCUUCCGAAUGUGCCCACGGUGCCUGUACCCCCCAUAAGGAGUGCUGUCACGAUCAGUGUCUGGGCGGCUGCUCUUUGCCAGGGAACGCAACCAAAUGCGUAGCUUGUCGCAACUUCCUGUUCGGCGAGGCGUGCGUGGACCGUUGCCCGCUGGGAUACUACACCUUCAAGGGAUGGCGCUGCGUGUCCUUAAAAUUCUGCCAGGACCUCCACAACCAGUGCAAGGGCAAGAGCGGCGACUGCCACGAGUACGUCAUCCACAACGGGGCCUGUAUCCCAGAAUGCCCGUCUGGAUACACCACCAUGAACUCCACCACGUUGAACUGCACGCCAUGUGCCGGUCGAUGUCCCAAACUGUGUACGGGGGUGAAGACUGUGGACUCGGUCAUGGCAGCUCAGGCUCUGCGGGGCUGUACGGUCCUCAACGGCAGUCUGAUGAUCAAGAUCAGCGGAGGAAACAAUAUCGCGGCGGAGCUGGAGACCAGUCUGGGUCAGCUGGAGGAGAUCACGGGUUACCUGAGCAUCCGCAGAGCCUACGCUCUCGUCUCCCUGUCCUUCUUCCGCAAGCUGCGUGUUAUUCGCGGGGAAGUGCUGGAAGCCGGGAACUUUUCGUUCUACGCCAUGGAUAACCAGAACAUGCGGCAACUAUGGGACUGGUCCAAACACAACCUCACCAUCCUCAACGGCAGGAUGUUCUUCCUCCACAACACCAAACUCUGCAAGUCUGAGAUCCUCCGAAUGGAAGAGGUGACCGGGACCAAGGACAGGAUCCCUAAAAACGAGAUCAGCAUCCCAGCUUAUGGAGACCAGGCCUUCUGUGAAAACCAAGUUCUGAAAUUUACACAAAUCCGCACAUCCCACAACAAGAUCCUCAUCAGGUGGGAGCCGUUCUGGCCCUCAGACUUCAGAGACCUGCUGGGAUUCAUGGUCUUCUAUAAGGAAGCUCCCUAUAGGAACGUGACUGAAUAUGACGGACAGGACGCCUGUGGCUCGAACAGUUGGGCGAUCGCUGACGUGGAGCCCCCGCAGCGCGUCACCGAGGGCAACCAGAUAGAGCCGGGUCACCUCAUCAUGCCUCUGAAGCCCUGGACCCAGUACGCCGUCAUGGUCAAAACCCAACUCGCCGCCUCUGAAGACCACCAGGUCCGCGGGGCCAAGAGCGAGAUCAUCUACAUCCGCACCAACGCCACGCGACCCUCAGUGCCACUGGACCCCUUUUCCUGGUCCAACUCCUCCACGCAGAUCAUUCUGAAGUGGAAGCCGCCCUCCGAUCCCAACGGAAACAUCACCCACUACAUCGUCUACUGCCAGAAGCAGAACGAGGACAUCACGCACUACAAGUUCGACUACUGCCAGCAAGGCAUGAAAGUGCCGUCCCUUAUGCCUACACACCAUCACAUCGAAGAAGACCAGAAGGGGAACCAAACGGAGGUGCCCGACAAGAAGGGGCGCAACUGCGCCUGCCCCAAAACAGAGACGCAGCUGAAGAAAGAGGCAGAAGAGUCUGAAUUCCGCAAGACCUUCGAGAACUACCUCCACAAUGAAGUGUUUGAACCCAGGCCCCACCGACGGCGCCGCUCAGUGGGCGUAGCCAAUGCUACGUUGCCGAAUUUUGCGGUCACACCAUCCAGCCUGCCCAACUUUGCCACCACUUCAAUCCCAGAGGAGGACAAGAGCCGGAAGAUGGUGUUCAAAGCCAGCUCCAAAGAGUCCACGGUCAUCUCCGGCCUGCUCCACUUCACCAGCUACCAGAUCGAGAUCCAGGCCUGCAACCACCCCACAGACCAGAACCGCUGCAGCAUGCCUACAUACGUCCACGCCCGCACACUGCCUGAACUAAAAUCGGACAACAUUGUCGGGCCAGUGACUCAUGAGUUUAUUCCUGACGAACCGGAAUUCGUCUCCAUCAAAUGGCAGGAACCGAGAGCACCCAACGGCUUGAUCAUACUAUAUGAAGUCAAGUUCCUGAGGAUGUCAGAUAGCUAUGAGGAUCAAAUCUGUGUGUCCAGAAUCGCUUAUGAGAAAAUUCAUGGGUGUCGAUUAAGAGUAGUGCUUCCUGGGAAUUACAGUGUGAGAGUCCGCGCCACCUCGCUGGCCGGCAACGGUUCCUGGACGGAGCCUGUGUACUUUUCUGUUCAAGACAGGGAAAUGAACAUGAAAAUCAUCAUUGGCCCAGUUAUCUGCUUCAUUGUACUGUUGUUUCUGGCCAGUACAGUCUUUGUUGUCCUUAAGAAGAAACAAACUGAAGGACCGACUGGCCCAUUAAUUGCUUCCUCGAACCCAGAAUAUUUAAGUGCAAAUGAUGUUUACAUCCCAGACGAAUGGGAAGUGCCUCGGGAGAAGAUCAACGUUUUUAAAGAGCUCGGUCAGGGAUCGUUCGGAAUGGUGUACGAAGGCAUCGCUAAAGACAUCGUGAAGGGCGAGCCGGAGACGCGAGUGGCCGUAAAAACCGUCAACGAGUCUGCAAGUCUGCGCGAGAGGAUCGAGUUCCUCAACGAGGCUUCAGUUAUGAAAGCAUUUAGCUGCCAUCAUGUGGUCCGCUUGCUCGGUGUGGUAUCUAAGGGGCAACCAUCGUUGGUCGUCAUGGAAUUGAUGACGCACGGAGAUUUGAAAAGCUACCUGCGUAGCCUGAGACCUGAUUCUGAAAAUAACCCAGGCCGUCCGCCACCAACCCUGAAGGAGAUUAUCCAAAUGGCAGCGGAGAUAGCAGACGGUAUGGCAUACCUCAAUGCUAAAAAGUUUGUCCACAGAGACCUCGCUGCCCGAAACUGCAUGGUGGCUGAAGAUUACACUGUGAAAAUUGGAGAUUUUGGAAUGACACGGGAUAUCUAUGAGACUGAUUAUUAUCGCAAGGGCGGGAAAGGCUUGCUGCCCGUCAGAUGGAUGGCGCCUGAAUCUCUAAAAGAUGGCGUUUUCACCGCUCACUCUGACUGCUGGUCUUUUGGAGUGGUAUUAUGGGAGAUCAGCACGCUUGCCGAGCAGCCUUACCAGGGACUGUCCAACGAGCAAGUGCUCAAGUUUGUCAUGGAUGGGGGAUACCUGGACAGACCGGAGAACUGCCUGGAGAGAAUACACAGCCUCAUGCAGAUGUGUUGGCAGUACAACCCGAAGAUGCGGCCCACCUUCCACGAGAUCAUCGAGAUGAUCAAGGAGGACCUGCAUCCCACUUUUCAUGAGGUCUCCUUCUUCUACAGCGAGGAGAACAAAUUGCCUGAGAGCGAGGAUUUCGAUAUGGACUUCGAGAACAUGGAGAGCAUACCACUGGACCCCUCAUCCUAUACCCAACGCGAGGAGAGCCUCAGUAGAGACAACGGCCCCUCGGUGGGCCUACGGGGCAAUUACGAGGAGCACGUGCCCUAUACGCAUAUGAACGGUGGAAAGAAAAACGGAAGAAUUCUGUCUUUACCCAGAUCUAGUCCGUCCUAACAUUUGCCUCGGCUUUUCCUCUCUCGUUUUUUUUUUUUUUUUAUAAAAGUUUUUAAAUGUGUUAUUUUUGCAGAGGCCCUUAAAGAUACACAGAUCUCAGGUCUUUUUUGUUGUUGUCGUCGUUUCUGUCUCACGCUACACUAGUAUGGUUACAACGAAAAUGGACGUUUUAUCAUCCGGCACACCAUACGCUUUCUGACACUUUUACACUUUUGCCAAGUUUCCAAGACAGUUUGGUUGGGCAAACUGUGAACAUGACUAAAUCAACCAGAAAAGCUGCUUCAGCUACAUCACCUCAAAGUCCACUUCCUUUUCCCUGGAUGCUUAUUUCCUGUCUGUCUUUUUUGUUUGUUUUGUUUUUGUAAGUGGAAAUCUUUUGAGAUAGUGGCCUUUUAUUAUGUGGCCUAUAAAAAAAGAGAAGUGUCUAUCAAUGCUUGUGUUAAUUUCUUUAGAACAAUGACUUUACAGUGUGGAACUGUGGGAUGGCUUAUUUUCUUUUAGAACAAACUUUUGUUUUCUAGAGGAAUGAAUUUUUAUUUUGUCCUGGAGAAUUCCUGAAUUCACAUAGAUGGUUUUCUGGUGAAUGAGGUUUAAUUUAUUUGCUUUUAUUAUUUUAUUUUCUUCUGAGCUUUUUACUCCUGUGUCCUUUUUACCGGCUGAAGGAUAUUUAACAGUUACGAAUUGGACAAAAGAGUUACUCAGACUGACCAAUAGCUGCUGCUCUGAUAUAAAGUGGGUAUUAUAGGUAUCAGUAUUUUAAAUAUACUAUCCACAACAUCUGAACUUUUGUACAUAAUUCUAAUGUCUUUUUCUAAUGUCUUCAUCAGCUUUGCUUAUACAUUUUUUUUUUUUUUUUGAAAAUAAUAUUUUUUUGUGAGCCGUUUUUUUAUUUUAUUUUAGUGUCUAACCAAAAAAAAUCGCAUUAAUUAACAUGCAGGUCGACUCGCAGUGAUAUUCCAGUGUACAGAGGGGAGCAUUUUUGGUUUAGUUUAAAAUAUCAAAUAUCAAAAUGAUCAAAAAUUGUAAUUUUGGGAUCAUUAACAAUAAUUAUAGAACUAAUAAAAGUAAUAAUAAUUAUUAUUAUUAUUUAAUUAAAAAUACACUCAUUCGAUUGCUCAACGGAACAGAAUAAACGUUCGUAUUUCCUGUCAUAAAUGGAAUUGUUGUAUAUCCCUCAGUUUAAGUUUGGGUUUCCGAGUGAUGUUAUGGAGAAUGCUUUUGGGAAUGUUUUGGAGCGUCGUCUUCAGUGGGAUAUGAAAAGUAGUUUUUGGCUCGAUUGGCCAUUUACCUGAUUUUUAGUGUAAAUGAUGACAAAAAAGAUAACAAACGUGACUCCAGAGGGAUACUGGGUAGUUUUUUGACAGUGGAAAUAUACUAAUUCGACAUGACAAUAUAUUUGAAUCGGAUCAAUAAAGCAUUCCUGUAAGUUGUCAGGCUCCGCCGGUACCUGUUUAAGUAGGCUAUCCAAAAGUGAGUGUAGUUCUCGCACGUCGUCACAUAACAGCGUUACUCUGUAGUUCUGAGAAAGAGAAGUCAUAGAAGACCAAUGGGAAGGUAAGCUUCCUUCUCUCUGUCAGAAUGAUGCCGCUUUUUCCCGAUGAACCCCUUAACGAUGAAAAAAAGCAGUUAACCGUCAUGGCCGACAGCUUUCGUAUGCAGACGCUCAAUUCCUCAACUUUGUGCCUUUUCCCAUCGCCAGAGGCAAGAGAGAUGGCAUUUUUACUGCAUCUUAAUUUGUCGUCAUCAAAAAUGUGCACAUUUCACAUAUGUGCGUGUAUAUUUGUCUAUGUAUAUUUAUUUGCGGGUAUUUGGGAGGGAAACGGCAGAACGAGGCUAAAAUUAAGAAAUUAGCCAUUUCCUCACCAUAAUGCUCACUUUUUUUUUUUUUUUUUUUUUUUUUUUUAUCGUAGCCUGAUAGAAAAAAAUGUUCCCUUUCUCGACCUUAUUGGCUUUAUUUUAGAUGUACAUUGCAGAAUCAAAGACAUCAAACUUACUUGUAGCUAUUCAUACUCUAUUACAAAGAAAGUCAAAGUUUUUUUUUUUUGCUGUAGCAGUGAGCAUAUAUUAUUUUUUUCUAAAUUACAAGACCACCAUAUCUUUACAAAGGCAACUGUUGAUAUUUUUAUUUAUUUAAUGAUUCUCAUAAUAAUUUAAAUCCCUGCUAGCUUUUAUUACAAUACUCUUAAGGCUUUUGUGUGUGUUUUUUUGUUUUUUUUUUGUUUUUGAGAGAUACAGCUGGUGAGGUCGAGAACGCAGUGGGUUUACUAGCGCUAAAGUCUUUCUGUUGGUUGUUUGGACACAGUCUACCUCAGUAUGUUGUUAGAAAAUGUAUUAGAGCCACAUGCAUCUCUCUUUAGUUGUUUGAAUUUCUUUAACAGGCUUGUUUCGGUGCAGCGAACACCACGUCCACAAUCCCUAAUUCGGCCACUAGGGGGGUUCUCUCUCGCAAUUACCGACGUAAAAUGAUUUCCCUUUGGCAAUAUUUUGAUUUUGAAGAAAGCUUUGAACCCAAAGAAUCCCUUUAAAGGGUUGCGUAAUUCGUUCUAGUCGUUUUGAAUUACGCAGAACCAGUUUAGUUGCGCAACAAUGAGAUUAAAUUAUCAUUUAAAAAAUGUAACCGUGGAGUAUUACAAAGGUACAACGUAAAAAAAAAGAUACUGUAGACCUAAUUGUGUGGGGAAAAAUAGCUAAUAUAGUACGGGACACCGUUUGGCUCUGUAACGCUAGGAGUUUUAUAUCGACUAUUACAUAAAGCACUUAUUUGAAUAAUAGAAACUUUUUCUUUAAGCCACUUGUCGUUAGCUACGCCACGAACACUUUAGUCUGCAAUUUUGUUUCUGCGAUUUAAGCUAAAUUUAACCUUUCAAGUCACUUCCUAAGAGUGGAUGACUACUGAAUCACAGUUUGUUGCGCAAAAAAUGCCCUACUUUUUAUACUAUAUUUUUUUUAUUGGCUACGUAGCUACAGUGGGUGUUUAACCGUUUGUGGAAAUAGCUUCUUUGCUCGCUGCGAUAUCUUACCGAACAAACUUUCUGAUGCCCCCAAGUUCGUAUAUUUAAAAAAAAAAUCGUUCACUGUUUAUUUUUUGUUUGCUCCAAAUGUGAUUGUCUUUAUCAUUGUGUUUUUCUACUGUGAAAAAAAAUUCUAUCAAUGCCAUAGUUAGUAAACACGGACUUCACCUCUGCCUCUCCUUACGCGUGCGUUCAUAAAUAUUCUUGCGGACAAUCCUAUGUGCCAUAGAAACUUUUUUUUUUCCUCAGGGAGAUGUGAGAGUUGGGUUUCGUUUAUCGGAGGAGCGUCAAUUAUCCACUGCUAGCUUAAUCGUACGAGAAAAACUAAGGAUGGACAACUGCAAAAACGAUGCCUUUUGCGCAUCUCUAAAGCGUUUAGCAUAUUUCGUUGCCUCUCCAUUGUGUAUCGGGGAACAAAUUGAGCGCCCCCUGGUGGAUCCGUAGUGCCUUGCACAAACCUAAGUAUCCUCCAAGCCAAACCUGGCCAGCAAACUCCCUGGACCGGAUUGUUUUUCACCCAACAUCCUCAAAAUACUGGAGCCUAUUGUACAGAUCUCUAGACGUAUAGGUACACAGGUUAGCACAUCUUUGGCUCAAUGCUUGGCUCGGUUUUACUGUAUUGGUAUAUGUGAAUGAUAUUCUUUUCUUUUUAUUUUGAAUUAAGCUGAACUCGUCUCUUCUUGGAAAUGCUACGGCUUGUUUUGUGUGCUUGACAAACUGCCCAACGUCGUACGAUAGAUUCACCAAACAACAACUUUGGCAGCUCCCAGUGUAAAUCUAAAUUAAGAGACUAUAAUUUUGAUAAUUACAUUUUCACAUCAACCCAAAUGCGGUUUUCUACAGCAAGCUAGAAGAGCGAAACAGGUCGAGCGCAAGGCAUUGUAUGUAUUUUAUUGUUUUUAAAAGGAAAAAAGUAUUACACGUAGAGAUAUUACGUUCUAUUUUUUUAGUCAAAAUAGGGAGGGCGAAUUCAAUAACUUUUUUGACUGACUGUAAACUUUUACUAUUCAUGUACAUUACGGAAUUAACCUUAUCAAUGUAUAUAGCUUUCUUUUCAAUGAAAGUGUGAUGUCUUUUGUUCAUGGCAUUACACUGUGAUUCAGAGAUAUAAACGACAUCGAUUUUACUCUCCAAGCUGAUCGGAUGACCAUCCCGUUCAGGGUUUGGCCUCCAAUUAAUGUUCUUCUUUGUACGACGUUGCAUUGUUGUUUAAUUCUUUUAUUUCAUGUACAACUACUUGUUUGCCAUCCGAGAAAUGAUUGCAUAUCCUUUGUCAGCAUUUUGUAUUUGUAAAUUGUUACCCUUUUCCUUGUACUAUACGGAAAAUUCCUCUACAUGGCGAUUCAUAAAGGUGAGGUGACCGUUUGAAUAAACAAUUGUUUUUCAAUGUGAAAAACUGGAAAAGACCACUGCAGACUUUAUUAUAAGCUACAAUCGUGCACAAAUCAACGUAUAUUUGAUAUCUGAAACGAUUGACAACUUCCACAGAUUACAGUGAGCAAAUCCGGAAUGAAAUGAAUUGGCCCCAGUUACAUCAGCAAGUCAAGUUUUGUUAAUAUUGAAUGUGUUAAAUGUUUAUUUCUUAUGUAAAUGUGACAUCUUUUGGGGCUUAUAUAUAACAGACGGAUAGUUUUUCAAAUGGCUUGUUUAAACAUUAAAUGAUCAGAAAGUGAUGUGUAUUUUGUUUCUUCUGUUGUCCUGUAAAAAAAUGUUCAUCAUUUUGUUUGUUUCAUUUAUCCCCGCUGUUCCUCGUUUCCUUUUGUUUGUUUUCUGUGUGCACAUAGACGAUCCCCACAGCUGUUUUGAUUUCCCAGUCCUGUCAUUCAUCUGUAUUGUAGUUUCACCUGUAAAUGUUAUUUAAUCAUCAACACACACUUUCCCCACAAAACUUUCCCUUCGCUGGUUGAAAUUGUGCCAUUUACGUUGCGGUACGCGAGCGUAUGGAAAACCACCGUCACUUAUUCAAACAAAACAAUUAAUUCGUCUGACCAGGAUCAAACUGUGCCAUGAUUAACUAGUACGGAUCGACAGUUUUAGUUUUUCCAGGAGAGCCAAGCAGUGACGUGUACAGUAAAUGUUGGAAUGAAAUGAAAAUGAAUCUUGCUGUGUGUAAAUUAUUCAACAAUUAACUGUUUAUAUGAAAUUUAUGAAUUAAAAAUUAUUGGGAAAAAUG